AUGUCGACCUCAGCGAUUUCCAUUCAGGACGAAAAGCUCAAGAGCUUGGGUCUACAGAAGAUGACAGUCAACAAAGAACAAGUCGUCAGCUACAGUCGUGGCCUAGGUGCAGCAUCCGAGCAAAACCCGAUCCUCGUACUCAUCCACGGGUACCCGCAGUCCUCGUACAUGUGGAGACACUUGGUUGCUCUCCUCCCAUCAGACGCACCCAUCUUCGCCCCAGACCUCCCCGGAUACGGCGCUAGCGCUCCCAUCGAAGACAACUCCAAGUACUCUAUCGGAUCGACCAUUCUAACAGCCCUCCUUACAGAAGCCAAACGCACGAGCAGCAAGUCUCUGGACAACAUCCCUGUCGUACUCAUCGGGCAUGACCGCGGCGCUCGAGUCGCACACCACCUCGCCGUCCAGGGUUUCCCCGGCGUAGCCAUCAAAGGCGUCUGUCUAAUCGACAUCGUCCCAACGACAGUCCAAUGGGAAGCCUCAUCCAAGAACCCGGCAGAAGUGGUAGGCUAUUUCCACUGGCCGCUCCUCGCUAACGUCGAUCUCGCGAACCGCCUCAUCUCUGCUUUCGGCCCUGGAAACUGGUGCGAGGAGAUGUGUUUGCGCUGGGCGGGCAAGAAUCCUUCUGGUCUCACUUCAUUUAAAGCCGAUGACUCGCUAGCUGUGUACAGGGGCUUCUUCGAGCAGCCUCACACACUGGAUGCGAGCAACAAGGACUACGAGGCUGGUGCUACGGUAGAUGUGGAUGUUGAAAAGGGGUGGAGGGAGAAGGGGAAGAAGAUCGGGGUGAAGACGUUGGUGGUGUAUAGUGAGCGGUAUAUUGGGAAGAGGUAUGAUUUUCCCCAGGUGUGGAGCGAAUGGGUGGACGGAAAGCUCGAGUUUCAUGCUCUUGGAGGCGAUGUUGGGCACUUUGGGGCAGAGGAAGCACCGAAGGAAACGGCGGAGGCUUUGAAGAAGUGGUUGAAUUGGCUGUGA
Didymosphaeria variabile is the source of this 975-nucleotide messenger RNA. RefSeq lists its product as uncharacterized. The coding region runs from base 1 to 975 and encodes 324 amino acids. Lineage: Eukaryota; Fungi; Ascomycota; Dothideomycetes; Pleosporales; Didymosphaeriaceae. Gene Ontology annotation, molecular function: hydrolase activity. The record is from RefSeq and is a predicted model, not a curated record. The transcript has a single exon.